This is a messenger RNA of Chrysoperla carnea, 3000 nucleotides long. RefSeq names its product cAMP-dependent protein kinase catalytic subunit 1 (gene Pka-C1). NCBI's taxonomy places the organism in Eukaryota, Metazoa, Arthropoda, Insecta, Neuroptera, Chrysopidae. Gene Ontology annotation, molecular function: ATP binding; cAMP-dependent protein kinase activity. Gene Ontology annotation, cellular component: nucleus; cAMP-dependent protein kinase complex. Gene Ontology annotation, biological process: peptidyl-serine phosphorylation. Bases 484 to 1545 code for a protein of 353 amino acids. The transcript has a single exon. The record is from RefSeq and is a predicted model, not a curated record.
GUUACAGCAGUAAAUCUGGGAUAACGGAAGCCAUUUUAAGAUCAACAACUGAAGUGUCUUCAAGUGCAAUAUUAUUUAUAAUAUUUUAAUAAUAAUAACAAAAAAAAAAAUAUAAAAAGUAUUUGUGUCCUGUUAAUUAAUAGUGCGUAAUUAAUUUAAAAGAAAAAAAAAUUUUAUUAAAAACACGGACAAAAGUAAUUUUGUGAUAAAAAAAAAUUUGUGUUGUUUUUCUCGACUUAGUGACCUUUUCUGUGAGUUUAACUCAGUGAAUAUGAUGUCGACGUUUAAAUUUGCACCAAUAAAGGUGUAGCUUAUUUAGAACUCACUACGUAAUAUAAGUGGGACCGAGUGAUUUCUCGUACGUCGGACCAAAACAAACUAAAUACUGAUAAAUAGUUUGUGUUGGGUAUUAAUUUUAGAUAAGGGUGUUUAGUUAGAAAUAAACAUUCGUCGGGCGCCCUGGAAGGAUUAAAAGUUAAAACCAUGGGCAAUAAUGCCGCUACGGCGAACAAAAAGGUGGACGCUGCCGAAAGUGUUAAAGAAUUCCUCGAUCAAGCCAAAGAGGAAUUUGAAGAAAAAUGGAAAAAGAAUCCAACAAAUACUGCUGCAUUAGAUGAUUUCGAACGGAUAAAAACGUUAGGUACGGGUUCAUUUGGACGUGUUAUGAUCGUUCAACAUAAACCAACAAAAGAAUAUUAUGCAAUGAAAAUUUUAGAUAAACAAAAAGUUGUGAAAUUAAAACAAGUUGAGCAUACGUUAAAUGAAAAACGUAUUUUACAAGCGAUCAGUUUUCCAUUUCUUGUCAGUUUAAAAUUUCAUUUUAAAGAUAAUUCUAAUUUAUAUAUGGUUUUAGAAUAUGUACCAGGUGGUGAAAUGUUCUCACAUUUACGUAAAGUGGGUCGUUUUUCUGAGCCACAUUCACGCUUUUAUGCAGCACAAAUUGUAUUGGCAUUCGAGUAUCUACAUUAUUUAGAUUUAAUUUAUCGUGAUUUAAAACCAGAAAACUUGUUAAUCGAUUCACAAGGUUAUUUAAAAGUGACUGAUUUCGGGUUUGCAAAACGUGUUAAAGGUCGUACAUGGACAUUAUGUGGUACACCAGAAUAUUUGGCACCGGAAAUUAUUUUAAGUAAAGGUUAUAAUAAAGCUGUUGAUUGGUGGGCAUUAGGUGUACUUGUUUAUGAAAUGGCUGCCGGUUAUCCACCGUUCUUUGCCGAUCAACCGAUACAAAUCUAUGAGAAAAUUGUUAGUGGUAAAGUGCGUUUUCCAUCACAUUUUGGAUCCGAUUUGAAAGACUUAUUACGUAAUCUAUUACAAGUUGAUUUAACUAAACGUUAUGGGAAUUUAAAAGCCGGGGUGAAUGAUAUCAAAGGUCAUAAAUGGUUCGCAUCAACUGAUUGGAUUGCCGUGUUUCAAAAGAAGAUUGAAGCACCGUUUAUACCGCGUUGUAAGGGUCCAGGUGAUACAAGUAAUUUUGAUGAUUACGAGGAAGAAGCAUUACGAAUCUCAUCAACUGAAAAGUGUGCCAAGGAGUUUGCUGAAUUUUGAGUGAUUACAAAAUAUCUCAUUUUCUCAUAAUCCAAUCCAAAAUUCAUUUUUGAUUAUUCCUCUCAUAAAAUGGAUUUUAUUAUUACCUCCUACCCUCUCCAUCACUACCACCCCCACCUCCCCCGCCGACCUCUCCUCAUAUUCUAACGAGAGUUCCGUUGCGUUUGUUUGUUUUGUGUAGUUUGUGCGCGGGGCCGACAACUAAAAAAGUGAAAAUAUUUGGAAAAUUGUCUCAACUUAAUUUGCGAAUUUUUAAGUGAAUUUACUUUUUUCUUUUUGGAUUUUAAUUCAGUGUUUGAGAUUUUCCUCAGCAAGGACAUCCAGUGUGGAUUUUUUAAAACAGGUUUUAUGUGUUUUGGGAACAUAAGUCCCUAAAAAUAAUUUUUAAACUGAUUUUAAACAAAUAUUUUUGUAAGUUUUAAUUUGUUAUCCCUUGAUUUAUUUCAAAAACAAAUGCAGCGUGCUCACGCUUUUAAAAAACAAACGAGAGGAGAUUUCCCCUCGUGAGAGAGAGCGAAAAAAACAUACAAAAAACACAAAAAAAGGGGCUUCCUAUGUUUUAUCCAAGUUUUGUAAAUUUUAUGUGAAAACGGAGUAAGUCCGUUUUAAAUUUUUCCCUGUUGUAAAAUUUUGUAAAAGCGAAGAAGAAAAAAAUGGUUUUGAUUGGUGUGUUUCUCGAAAAGGAACCGUUUUUUUUGGACCUUAAUUUUGUUGGAACAAUACACACACACACACCUACAUAGCCCUGCCGUUCGCUGCCAUUUUUCGUAAUUAGUUUAAAAUAUAAAAAUCACCCAUAUAAAAAAAAAGCUUUUUUUUUUGAAGUGCCCAAUUAAUUGUUUGCUAGGAUAAAAAGAAAAUUUAAGCGCUUUAUUUUUUAAUUCAAGUGCUCUUAGGUUUCUUAGUAUAAAACUCAAGUAACAUAAAAAGUAGGUCUGGAGCUGGGUUUAGUAUUUGAUACUCAUUUCAGAAUGAUCUUUUCGAACAAUUUUUUCUUAACGAAAAUUUGCAUAGCCGGAGAUUUCUUAGCGGAAAUUCGGACAAAAUGGUUUUUGCCCGACACUAGAAAUUUUGAAUAUCGCCCUCAAUAAAUUUAAGCUUGUUACGGAAUUUAAAAUUGCCCAAGUCUUCUGAAUAAGAAGUCUUGACUAAGAAAAGUGGCUCUAGAAUUUCCAACUGUUUAGUCUCAUCAAAUUAGAUGAAAUUUCGUAUGACUUACAGAAGUGCAGGAAUUCACGGUUCAGCAAAAUUUUCAUAUGCGAUGAAAAAAGGGGUGCUUUCGGUAAAAUCAACGAUUUACCUCGUUUUUCCGGAAUUUUUUGCAAUUUAUUCGAAAACUAUACAUUUUAGAGAAAAAGUGGGUUAGAGAAAGUUAUCGUGCGUAAAAUUUCUGAUCGAUUUGUAUAUAUGGGCAUUUCCGUCCAUAUUUUCUGAAAAAUCAACUUCAAUUUACAA